ACCCAGUGCCCGGCUCCCAGGGCCCCGCACCACCUCACUGCCCACUCCUGCUGCCCGGGCACAGGGAGCCAUGCCCAGGGAGGCUGGAGAAGACAGCAUGGGACGGGCCGAGGGGGCUUCAGCAGCAGAGCCUGGGGACCCUGAGAGCGGUGAGCCUGGAGCCAUCAGCCUGCGCCCUGUGGAGUCCAUCAGCGAUCUGCACUGGGCCUCGGGCGGGCACAAGGGCACUGAGGGCAACGGCCCAGCUCCCCCCAGCAGCCUGCACUGGCCCCCGCCUCGCCCCACAACCCCUGGCUCCCCACCGCUGCUGCCCACUCUGCGCCCUGUGCCCACCGCUCCCCUCUGCCCUGGCCACCCCCUGCUCCUGGCCCUGCUGGGGCUCGUGGCGCUGGUGAGCCUGGUCCUGGCCACACUGGCUGUAUACCUGAGUGUCCUGCAGAGCCAGUCGGUGCGGGCGCUGGCCCAGUGGCUGGAGACCCAAGAGGAUGCCGUGCACCAGCUCCAGGCAGCCAACGGGCGGCUCUGGGCUCACCUCAACACCAGCGCCCAGCCUGGUGGGCACCGCUGACCCGCUCCUGGCCCCCCCACAGGCACUGGCUCACUAUGGAAAGGGGUACUGAAGGGCGGGAGGGGGAAGCGGGCAGCACUACCAGCCCCACACCGGUUCAGGCCUGGCAGCAUGGCCCCAUGUGGUGCACAGUAGUAGCAGAGGCAAUUCUGGCCCCUACCCUAGGCUGUGGGAGAAAGGGACAUGGCUGCAAGGACUGGCACCCGGGAGUGACAGCCCUUAUUGCUAACAAGGCGGCAGAAGGCACUCUCCAAUUAGCCUUUUAAUUACCUCCUGUAACCAAAGUCUUAGAAAAUCACCACCACAGAUACAUUCCUGGGGCAAAAGGCA
Neopsephotus bourkii (Bourke's parrot) is the source of this 898-nucleotide messenger RNA. RefSeq names its product leucine rich single-pass membrane protein 2 (gene LSMEM2). The transcript is spliced from 4 exons. Lineage: Eukaryota; Metazoa; Chordata; Aves; Psittaciformes; Psittacidae. The record is from RefSeq and is a predicted model, not a curated record. The coding region runs from base 71 to 568 and encodes 165 amino acids.